AUGACUUCUUUUAUACCCAACUUCGAAAAGAAUCAUUGCAAUAAACAAAAUGAUACAGUACUCCAAAAGCACUUGAUGAAAAGCUGUAAAGUUGUUUUGGAGGAUGUUUGUUCUCUCAGUGGUGCUGAAAAGCUUAAGAUCACAAUCUCUACUUCGGUUUCAUCCCACAAAAGUAAAUUGUGUCACACGGAAAAAAACAAACUUCAGAACCUCGAUGAGAAAGCCCCCAUUCUAUGGGGUAAGAUGAAUGAUAAGCGUUGGAGUGACUUAGACAGUGCUGUGCAUAGCAAGCUAAAGGCUUGUACCAAUCUAUCCAUUUCUGAGAAAGUUAAAACACUUGAAACUUUAAUUUACGAAGAGGCUUCAAAAAUAUUUGGUUGCCGCUCCUCAAAUAAAACAAAAAACAUUGCCAGUAUUAACAGGCGUACAAUACGUUCCAUUAAUCUGGUUAAGGAGAAAAAUGUUCUGUUAGCGCACAUUGCCUCAUCAACCAUCAAGGAGGAACUAACUGCCUUGCAAGAACUGUUGCAACAAGUUCGAAUAAAAAUAAGGGUGAUGCGUCGAGGUGAGAAACGAAGAAGAAGAAAGUGGAGCUUUAAGAACGCCCAAAAGGUUUUUAGGAAUGAUCCCUACAAAGCAGGAAAGGACCUGCUUAACCCUAAAUCAGAUAUUCGUCUUUGUGUUGAACAGUCUGUUCUGGACAACCAUAAAUUAUCUAGCUUAUCUGAUAAUUUUCACGACUCUUCUCUUCCCCUUCUUCCAGGUCUUCCACCACCUCCGCAGAUCAAGAAAGCUUUCUCAGCCACAUCUUUCAAAUUUUCUGAUUUCGCAAGUGUUUUAUAUACGCGUAGGAACGCCUCUGCUCCUGGGCUAAAUGGCAUAUCUUACAAAGUGUACAAAAAAUGUACGAAAAUUUCAUCCUUCUUGUUUAAUGUAUUUAAGUGUUGUUUAAAAAAUUGUGUUGUGCCUCUUCAAUGGCGUCAUGCCAAAGAAAUUUACAUUCCCAAAUCCAAAACUCCUGUACCAUCUAACCUAAAAGAUUUUCGACCUAUAGCCCUCCUAAAUGUCGAAGGAAAAUUAUUUUUUAGUAUUUUUUCAAGGCGACUAGAAACACAUGUCAUCCAUAACAAUAAGUUUAUUAACACGUCUGUUCAAAAGGGGUGCAUGGCGAAUGUUCCUGGCUGUUGGGAACACAUGUCGUCAAUCUGGGCAGCUUUAAAAGAUGCACGCUCUGCAAGAACUGAUCUUGCCACCAUUUGGUUGGAUAUCGCAAGUGCGUAUCCCUCAAUACCGCACAGAUUAAUCUUUUUUGCUUUGGAAAGGUAUGGUAUAUCUCCUAGUUGGAUUGCCAUUGUAAAGGGUUACUAUUCUGGGCUGUACAGCAAAUCAUUCUCCAAAUCUGCUCCAAGCAAUUGGCACCAGCACUUCAGGGGCAUCUUCGCUGGCUGCACCCUGUCUAUCGUCUUGUUUUUAUCAGGCAUAAAUGUUAUUUUGGAGUAUACGCUGGCAACAUCUGUGUCAUGCUACAUCACCUCUAACAGAGUAUCCUUACCUUUAAUAAGGGCUUUUAUGGACGACAUAAACAUGUCUUCUUCUGUUGCUGGAACACAAGUACUCCUUAACAGGUGCACCACAGCUCUAAGUUGGGCCAAUAUGACAUUUCGCGCUGAAAAAUCCCGUAGUUUUGUGAUCAUCAAGGGAAGAUCUAUCAAUAGCACCCCUUUUAGUGUAAGUAGCCCUGAAAACGACAUUGAUUUCUCACAGUAUAUCCCAUCUAUUCAUGCCUCGCCAGUGCGAUUUUUAGGCCGGAUUAUUGAUUGUUCUAUCUCAGACAGGAAGUCCAUCAACGAAUUGGAGGAAAAGCUGAUAGAAGGGCUUGGUGUCAUUAAUAAGUCCUUAUACACUGGAGCGCAAAAACUUUGGAUCUUGCAACAUCUUUUGAUCCCGCGAAUUCAGUGGCCACUGUUAAUAUACGAGGUCUCGAUGUCUGUUGCUGGGCGCCUAGAGCAAAAGGUUUCAGUGUUCAUACGAAAAUGGCUGAACUUACACCGUUCCAUCACAAACAUUUCCCUAUAUGCUGGCUCCUCUCCUUGCCCUCUGCCCAUUAAGAGCCUCACUUCUAUUUUAAAAUCCGCAAAGAUUAGCGGCCACCUACUUUUGCGUCACUCCAAAGAUCCGAUUCUGUCAACACUCGAUCCAUCUUUAAAGGCAGGUUCUUGGAAGGUGAGCAAUGCAGUUAACAUAGCUGAGGGUGAAUUAAAGUACAAGACCAUAAGGGGUCCUGUACAGCGUGGACGAACCGGUCUUGGCAUUUGUAAAGUGGAAGUAAUACCACCACAAACCACUCACAAGUACAGAAAGUUAAUCGCAAAAACAUCGGCUGAGAUUGACGAGGAAAGCUAUCUAUCUAAGGCACUGCAACUUCAGGUGCAGGGCCAAUGGACAAGAUGGGAGAACUACGUAAAGUUUGAUCUUUCAUGGAAGAACAUCCUAGCAACUCCUCCUAAUCUCUUAUCUUUCUGCCUGCAAUCCACUUACGAUGUUCUGCCAUCACCAAGUAACCUAAGGAGGUGGAAAAUAAAUACAGAACCAUCAUGUUUCCUAUGUCACAAAGAAAUUUGCACUUCUGCUCACAUUCUUGGUGCUUGUAAAACUGCUCUUUCCCAGGGUAGAUAUACCUUUAGACACGAUUCUGUACUUACCCAUUUGGUAGAAACUUUGAAAAAGUUCAUUUUUGAGCUUCCUUCUGAACCUCCUAAAAAUUGUCAAAAAAUAACCUUUCUGAGAGCCGGUUCAAAGGCACAUACAAAAUCUAAAGUGUCAGGUAUACUGCACCUUACCAAAGAUUGGAAGAUUGUUGCUGACACACACUCGAACUAUGUGUUUCCUAGCCAUAUUGCCAUUUCUGAGCUUAAACCGGACCUUGUGUUAUAUUCAAAUGACCUUAAGCGCGUUAUUAUUGUAGAACUCACUUGCCCAUGUGAGGAAAACAUGAAUGCUUGGCACUCCACCAAAGUUGCCAAAUAA
This is a messenger RNA of Hydractinia symbiolongicarpus, 3027 nucleotides long. RefSeq lists its product as uncharacterized. The coding region runs from base 1 to 3027 and encodes 1008 amino acids. The transcript has a single exon. NCBI's taxonomy places the organism in Eukaryota, Metazoa, Cnidaria, Hydrozoa, Anthoathecata, Hydractiniidae. The record is from RefSeq and is a predicted model, not a curated record.